AUGCGCACCCUCGCGUGCCUCUUGCUCCUCCUCGCGUCGCUGACGCCGGUGGGAGCGAACUAUGGUACAUCCCCGUACAGUCACAUGCACUACCCCCCGUACGGCACGCGGAGGGACCCCGACUUAGAACCCAAGCCGAAACCCAAGCCCAAGAAGCCGCUCGACCUGAAGAUCAUCGACACCGCGAAGUGCAAGCCGCUGGGAUUCGGCGAGGGCAUCGGUCCCGCGUGCUCCGACUGCGAAACCUUGUUCGAGUUUGUCAAGGACGAGGACCUGGCGUCCGCGACGCAGCUGGUGGAGGAGUGCCGCGAGUGCUGCUUCAUAGACCGCGACCCAAACAUCAAGUACGACCGCUGCGAGCUGCUGGUGGACCAGAUGGCGCUCAUGUACGGGCAGCACGGGGGCGUGCGAGAGUUCAUCGAGGACCACGCCAAGCCGUACCUCGCGAACGGGAGGCUGGAGAUCAGGUUCGUAAACGGCCAGAGGACGGAGCAACCGGAGAUGAGGUUCUACGACGGGGACGUGGAGCACCCGGAGGAGCGGGUCAUGCUGUGGCUGGCCAAGCAGCCCGGGUGGGGAUGGGAGAGCAUACAAAAGUACGUCGAGGGAAAGACCAAGUCGGGGCCCGAGGCGGACAAGGUUCGAGCCGAUUACAAGGCGGGGAUAAAGCCGAAGAAGGCGCGGCGGAAGAAGAGGAAGGCGAAGGCGAAGGCGGGCGGCGGGACGAAGAAGAAGAAGGGGGGGUUCUCGUCAAUCUUCAGCCGCAAGGACGAGCUGUAG
This is a messenger RNA of Micromonas commoda, 780 nucleotides long. RefSeq lists its product with no specific name. Bases 1 to 780 code for a protein of 259 amino acids. The record is from RefSeq and is a predicted model, not a curated record. NCBI's taxonomy places the organism in Eukaryota, Viridiplantae, Chlorophyta, Mamiellophyceae, Mamiellales, Mamiellaceae. The transcript has a single exon.